Messenger RNA from Malania oleifera, 4016 nucleotides. RefSeq lists its product as uncharacterized. Gene Ontology annotation, biological process: ribosome-associated ubiquitin-dependent protein catabolic process; rescue of stalled cytosolic ribosome. The record is from RefSeq and is a predicted model, not a curated record. Bases 276 to 3740 code for a protein of 1154 amino acids. The transcript is spliced from 14 exons. Gene Ontology annotation, molecular function: zinc ion binding; ribosomal large subunit binding; tRNA binding. NCBI's taxonomy places the organism in Eukaryota, Viridiplantae, Streptophyta, Magnoliopsida, Santalales, Ximeniaceae. Gene Ontology annotation, cellular component: RQC complex.
AUGGAAAACGCACAAUGUAUGAUGGCUGUUUAAAAGAAAAAAAGGAAGAGUAAAAUCGCGGUCUCAAAGCACGUUUUCUCGCCAAAUCCAAACAAGAAAAAGCUCACCAUCACCAUCACUGUUCUCUAUUUCCGACAACUGGAGAACCCAGCGAUUGAUCGUAUCUCUCUCGCGCCGUCGUACCCCUUCUCUGAACCUUAACUUGCAGAAACUCAAGAAGUGAAAAAGGAAAAAACACUCAAAGAAGUAAAAAGAACGCAAGAAAGAGGGAGAAAAUGGUGAAGGUACGGAUGAACACGGCCGAUGUGGCCGCUGAGGUAAAGUGCUUGCGAAGAUUAAUCGGCAUGCGCUGUGCCAACGUCUACGAUCUCUCUCCCAAGACGUACGUGUUCAAGCUUAUGAAUAGCAGUGGAAUGACCGAGUCUGGGGAGAGCGAGAAGGUUUUGCUGUUGAUGGAAAGUGGUGUCCGAUUGCACACCACUGCUUAUGUUCGGGAUAAAAGUAACACCCCAUCUGGGUUUACUCUCAAAUUAAGAAAGCAUAUACGCACAAGAAGGCUUGAAGAUGUGCGGCAGCUUGGUUAUGAUCGGAUAAUUCUCUUUCAGUUUGGAUUGGGUGCUAAUGCGCAUUAUGUUAUACUGGAGUUGUAUGCCCAAGGAAACAUACUCCUUACAGAUUCUGAUUUCAUGGUCAUGACUCUUCUUCGAUCACAUAGGGAUGAUGAUAAAGGAUUAGCAAUCAUGUCACGUCAUCACUAUCCAAUUGACAUUUGUCGUGUUUUUGAGCGGACAACUGGUGCAAAGUUGGAGGCAGCCCUUACUUCUCAAAAUUCAACAGAUAAUAAUGAAAUGAAUGAGGUUAAGGAAGCUGGAAGUAAUGCACUGGAUAUAGUUAAAGAAAUGCAGGGUAGCAAGAAAAGUGGAAAGUCUUCUGAGUCGGGUAGAAAUACUAAUGAUGGUGCCCGUGCCAAGCAAUUCACGUUGAAGAUUAUUCUUGGGGAGGCACUGGGUUAUGGACCUGCACUUUCGGAGCAUAUUAUAUUGGACGCUGGUCUGGUUCCAAGUACAAAACUCACCAAAGAUAUCAAAAUAGAUGAUGAUACAAUUCAGAUUUUGGUCCAAGCAGUUGCAAAGUUUGAGGACUGGCUGGAGGAUGUUAUAUCAGGUGAUAGAGUUCCUGAAGGAUACAUUUUAAUGCAGAACAAAAAUUUUGGGCGGAAGGAAUGCGCCAAAUCUCAGCCAGGAAUUGUUGACCAGAUCUAUGAUGAAUUCUGCCCUAUACUAUUGAACCAGUUCAAAUCAAGGGAGUCUGUGAAGUUUGAGACAUUUGAUGCAGCAUUGGAUGAGUUCUACAGUAAAAUUGAGAGUCAACGGUCAGAACAACAGCAAAAGGCAAAAGAGGGCACUGCCAUGCAGAAACUAAAUAAAAUUCGCAAUGAUCAGGAAAAUCGUGUGCAUGCACUGAAGAAAGAAGUUGAUCACUGUGUUAAAAUGGCGGAGUUGAUAGAAUAUAACUUAGAAGAAGUUGAUGCUGCUAUAUUAGCUGUUCGUGUAGCACUUGCAAAUGGCAUGAAUUGGGAGGAUCUUGCCCAAAUGGUGAAAGAAGAGAGAAAAUCUGGAAAUCCUGUUGCUGGUCUCAUUGACAAGCUCCAUCUUGACAGAAAUUGCAUGACACUUCUGCUGAGCAACAAUCUUGAUGAGAUGGAUGAUGAUGAAAAGACACUUCCUGUUGAUAAGGUUGAAGUUGAUUUGGCGCUUUCAGCACAUGCUAAUGCUCGGCGUUGGUACGAACUGAAGAAAAAACAAGAGAGUAAACAGGAAAAGACUAUCACAGCUCAUGAAAAAGCGUUCAAAGCUGCCGAGAGAAAGAGUCGUCUUCAGCUUUCACAGGAAAAGUCGGUUGCCACAAUUUCACAUAUGCGCAAGGUUCACUGGUUUGAAAAAUUCAACUGGUUCAUCAGCAGUGAGAAUUAUUUGAUCAUCAGUGGACGUGAUGCUCAACAAAAUGAGAUGAUAGUCAAGCGGUACAUGUCAAAAGGAGAUCUAUAUGUCCACGCAGAUCUUCACGGAGCUUCAAGUACUGUAAUCAAGAACCACAAGCCUGAAUACCCAAUACCCCCUCUUACUUUAAACCAAGCAGGGUGUUUCACAGUUUGCCACAGCCAGGCAUGGGACUCAAAGAUUGUCACUAGUGCUUGGUGGGUCUAUCCUAACCAAGUUAGUAAAACAGCGCCUACAGGGGAAUACCUUACAGCAGGCAGUUUCAUGAUCCGUGGGAAGAAAAAUUUUCUUCCACCACACCCUCUUAUUAUGGGAUUUGGGGUGUUGUUUCGAUUGGAUGAGAGCUCCUUGGGAUCUCAUUUAAAUGAAAGGAGGGUAAGAGGUGAGGAGGAAGUCAUAAAUCAUGUUGAAGAAAGUGGGUCUCUUAAAGAAAUAUCUGAUUCUGAUUCUGAUUCUGAGAAAGAGGUUACAGAUGAAAAUUUUCAAAAUGAUCUGCAAAGCAGUUUGGAUGUACCAACAAAAAAUCAUGAACCUGCAUUAGAGGGCUUGUAUGAAGUUGCAUCUACUCAAAAUGGGUUUGCUAUCUCCAAUCCAAAAGCUCUCAAUUCACAUGAAAUCACUACCAAUGACAUAAAUGCCCUAGAUGGCAUUAGUGUGGAGAAUAUAUCAGAUAUUUCUGAAAGAGCUGUUGUUUCUGUCAAUACACAACUUGAGGAUCUAAUUGAUAGAGCUCUUGGGAUUGGAUCUGCGGCUGGGUCUUGUAACAAGUAUGGGGUUGAAACUUCGCAAGUUGAUGUCACUGAAGAACAAGUUCAUGAAGAGAGAAAAGCUACAGUGAGGGAGAAGCCAUAUAUCUCAAAAGCUGAAAGAAGAAAACUAAAAAAAGGCCAGAAAAGCAGUAAUGUAGAUGGUACUGUUGAUCAUGGAAAAGAAGUAGAAGAUACUGGUGGUUCUGUCAGUCUGUCUGACAAAAAUGUUCAAAAUUCUAGAUCAGGUGGAGGAAAAAUCAGCCGUGGGCAAAGGAGUAAACUCAAGAAGAUAAAGGAGAAGUAUGCAGAUCAGGAUGAGGAAGAGAGGAAUAUUCGUAUGGCAUUACUAGCUUCUGCUGGAAAAGUACAGAAGAAUGAUGCAGAGUCACAAAAUGACAAUGCAGCGACAACCAAGGCGACAAAACCUGUUUCCAGCCCUGAGGAUGCUCCAAAAAUAUGUUAUAAAUGUAAAAAGGCGGGUCAUCUUUCUCGAGACUGUCAAGAACAUCCAGUUGAAUCUGUGCAUAGUUAUGCAAAUGGCAAGUCUGAAGAUAAUACUCCUGCAGGAUUGGAUGACAAUGAUACUGAGAUGGAUAGAGUGGCCAUGGAAGAAGAUGACAUUCAUGAGAUAGGUGAAGAAGAGAAAGGAAAAUUAAAUGACAUGGAUUACUUGACUGGAAAUCCACUGCCCAAUGAUAUUCUUUUAUAUGCUGUGCCUGUCUGUGGUCCCUAUACUGCUUUGCAAACCUAUAAAUACCGUGUGAAGAUAAUCCCUGGCACUGCAAAGAAAGGCAAAGCUGCAAAAUCUGCGAUGAAUUUGUUCAGUCACAUGCCGGAAGCAACACAUAGGGAGAAGGAAUUGAUGAAAGCAUGCACAGAUCCUGAGCUGGUUGCGGCGAUUAUUGGUAAUGUGAAGAUAACGGCGGCGGGUCUUACCCAACUGAAGCAGAAGCAGAAGAAAGGCAAGAAGGCCAGCAAAAAUGAAAGCUAGUCAACUUAGAGGUAACCAUGUCUCAUAUCCAUUGCUUAGUAAUUUAUACACACUUGUACAUAAUAUUUGAUAAUCCUCAUGGGGACAGUUUUAGGUGCAGCCUUGUAGUUUUUUUGGGUCAAGUGAGUGUAAUAACUAGCGUUAAUUGUAUAGGUUGCCAAGAAGCUUGUAGUUCUGAGUGUACUUUUGACUGAGAUUUUUGCAUGGUUAAAUGCUCUGAUCAUUUACAUGUUUGUGAACAGAACAAUUCUAACUGAGGAUUGAUUGAGUGGAUCA